AUGCCCAGCAACUUCGUCCUCGAACGGUACUUUCGGAAUCGCCCAUCGUGGUGGAUCGGCAUCAUCACUGUGACAUGGGGAGUAUUCAUGACGCUGCACGGAGUUGUCAACAACUAUGCCGGCAUCACCGCCGUUCGUUUGCUCAUGGGUGCCUUUGAAGCCGGACUUUUCCCGGGUGCCAUCCUUUUCAUGAACAAGUGGUACACAAAGUACGAACUGGCCACUCGUUUCUCGCUCUUCUAUGUGGGUUCCGCCUUGUCUGGUGCUUUCUCAGGCUUGCUCGCAUUUGCAUUUGCGAAGAUGAAUGGAAUCGCCGGCCUUGCUGGCUGGCGUUGGAUCUUCAUUAUCGAGGGGAUAAUCACAGUCUUGCUCGGCAUCUUGACCCCAAUCUUCCUCGCCGACACUCCUGAAAAAGCUACCAAAUGGCUCGACGAUGAGGAGCGGACAUAUCUGACAACGCGAAUGACGAUCCAGGACGGCGGUUCCAAGAUACAAAAGGCUGGAUCACAUUUCAGCUGGAGUCUUCUCUGGGAUAUAGUUCGAGAUUGGCAGUUCUACCUUAUGGCCUUCAACUAUUGGUCCAACACCAUCCCGACAUAUGGCAUGAAGUUCACGAUGCCACAGAUCAUGAAGAACAUGGGCUUCACAAACGAGAAUGCGCAACUCAUGACUAUCCCUCCCUAUGUUGCCGGUGCCAUUAGCGCUUACAUCUUUGGCCGCCUCUCUGACAAGUUUCGACGCCGCUCCUAUUUCCUCAUUAUCCCGCAGACCCUUCUCAUUAUCGCCUACUCGGUCCUCACGCCCCUCGCUCCUCGCAUCAGGAAUAACGUAGGCGCCUGCUAUUUUAGCGUCGUCUUGGCCAAUAUCGCCUUAUAUCCCAUCAAUCCGGGCUCAAGCUCCUGGAUCAGCAAUAACCUGACCGGCCCUGCUAAGCGAGCUCUAGGCAUAGCUUACAUGACCUCGCUCACCAAUCUCGGCGGCAUCGGAGCAUCCUACAUUUUUAUUGAAUCUGAGGGGCCGGCAUACCCAACGGGAUUCGGGGUCUCGCUGGCAUUCGGAAUCAUGGGCGUCAUCGCCUCGGUAUUGCUCGACUUGAUUUACAUGCGUAUCAAUAAGAAGCGGAGUAUGAUAUCAGAAACUGAGGUGCGCGAGCAAUACUCUGACGAGGAUCUUGCCGCGAUGGGGGAUCGAUCGCCGUUGUUCCGAUAUACUCUUUAA
This is a messenger RNA of Clonostachys byssicola, 1218 nucleotides long. NCBI's taxonomy places the organism in Eukaryota, Fungi, Ascomycota, Sordariomycetes, Hypocreales, Bionectriaceae. The record is from the annotation of a GenBank genome assembly.